GACCAACCACGGCUGUGAUCCAAGCAGUCACGGGUCACGGUACACUGGGCCAAUUAGGACCGUGGGAGCACUGGACAGGUGCAAUCCGCCACUCCCGACGUCUUGCAUGAACCAUGCACUUCACGCAGCUCCCUCAUGUAGAGACAGAGACACUAAAGGAGGGUUCAAACCACCCUCCUGCCAAAAGCCACACACGGAACAGGAAAUGACUGCUUCACAUUGAAGUGGAUUGUCUUUUUUUUUUUUUAAGGGGCAUUAAAACGGACCUUCCUCAUCGAAGGUCGUGUUUGCUCAAUGUUCUGCUCCUUAUCGCACCACUUGAAGCGCAACGACACCCGCAUGGAUGGAUGUGAUGAGCCCCACUGUUGUGUUUUGCACUUGGACUCUUGAGGUUUGAUCAAGAACUUGACACUGCAGCAGUCUUAAGUUAUUAGGGUUUUAUUUCUUCCAUCAAUUUGCCUUAAUAUGACAAUUGACUGUACAAAAUAAAAAUUAAAACCAAAUAUGUCUUGGAUAUCUUUUUUAAAAGUUGCUGCAAUACAGUGAUCUGCAACGUUUUGUUUUUUGUUGAAUACCAUUCUGUUGGUUAUUUUUAUGGUUGGAGGAUUUGUGUCUUUUUUUACAUCCAGAGAGCCCUCCAAAUACAUUUCCUUAAAUGUUUUAUAGCUUUUACUUGUCACAAAUGAUUAAUUUGAAAUUGAUUGCUUUAAAGUAACAUUAUUUUGACAUUACUAAAAAUUAAGCAGUGUAUUAUUACCUUAAGUUUCACGUCGCUUUUAUUUUCAGAAAUGACGUUGAACUCUGUUAAUGCUUGUGAUUGUAACGAUUUCACGAACUAUACGUAACACUGGAGGGGAGGGGGUGAAUGCCAAAACACUGGUUGUCAAUAAAGUUCAUUUCUAAAAGUGACGUCAUUAUUUUCAGCGGAGACAGCUGCUUCCCGUAAUCAAAUCGUGACUCUUCUUACAUGUUUUAGCAACGUUACACUAUUUCGGUAACCCAUUGAUAUGUUUAAAAUGAACGAAUUAACGCGGUUCCUGUUUUUUAUACAAGCCUAUUUGGUUUUGGCGUGGUGUUUUAACGAUAUGGAAACGGGGCCUAGUAUGGGUCUGUCUACACUGCCAAAUGGCGAUCGUUUUAAAAUCGAGGGAAGAGCAAUAGUUCCUGGGGUGAGGACGCAGGAUUGGAUUUCAAAAGCUCGUGUUCUUGUGGAAGGGGAAGAAUUCGUUGGCUUUUUGAGAACUGAUGGAAGUUUUGCAGUGAAUGAUGUGCCAUCAGGGUCCUAUGUUGUGGAAGUUAUCACACCAGCAUACAAAUUUGAUCCAGUCCGCGUCGAUAUUACAUCCAAAGGAAAAAUGAGGGCACGUCUUGUAAACCACAUCAAGACUUCAGAGGUCAUCCGAAUGCCUUACCCUCUCCAGAUUAGAUCUCCUGGCCCAAAUAUUUACUUCACAAAGAGAGAGACUUGGGGCUGGACUGACUUCCUCAUGAAUCCCAUGGUGAUGAUGAUGGUUCUACCCCUGCUGAUCAUCGUCCUGCUGCCCAAGGUCGUCAACACCAAUGACCCAGAGAUGAGAAAGGAAAUGGAACAGUCCAUGAACAUGCUGAAUCCCAACCCAGAGCUUCCAGACGUGUCCGAGUUCAUGACCAAGCUCUUCUCUGGAGGCUCCAAGGGCUCUGGGAAGCCUAGUGGCAGCAGCAGCAAAGGCACCCGGCCCGCCGUGAAAAGGAGGUAGUACCAAGACCCACUCUGCCCCAUCUUCCAUAAACGGAAGGAACGGAUCGCACCAGGGAAGCAUGCAUUUUUAAAAUAUGACUUCUUAUGUUUUCUUUACUUCUAGUCUGUUGUACAGUCCCCCCCCCCCCCCUUCCCACACAAGAGGGACCUACCCUUUGCCCCCAUUAAGUCUGGCUGUCUAAUAUAGGAUUUUCUUUUCUUUUUGCACUGAACUGUAAAAUCUUUAAAUUCUCUUUAAAAUAUAUGACUUUAUUUAAUAUUACCAUAUGUUGGUCCAAUAACUGUAGUCGUCAUGGUUAAGCAAAAGUCUAUAUUCUUCUGCAUUCUCGACUGCUGCUGACUCUCAGAAACAUAGUGUCAUAACCUAUUCCACUACUUGAAAGAUGACCUCUAUUACAAUUCAGAGAUUUUUUUUUGUCCUUUUGAUUUUUGCGACUGUGAAUGGAGAUUAAUUGAAUUUUAGUUAUUAUAUAAACAGACUUAUUUAAAAGCUCAAAUAAAUACAUAAAGAUGAUGAAACAA
Molecule: messenger RNA, 2260 nt
Organism: Gadus morhua (Atlantic cod)
Lineage: Eukaryota; Metazoa; Chordata; Actinopteri; Gadiformes; Gadidae
Gene: emc7b
Product: ER membrane protein complex subunit 7b
Exons: 5
Coding region: 1008-1736 (242 amino acids)
Cellular component (GO): EMC complex
Molecular function (GO): carbohydrate binding
Source: RefSeq, a predicted model, not a curated record